Messenger RNA from Hyaloperonospora brassicae, 1572 nucleotides. NCBI's taxonomy places the organism in Eukaryota, Oomycota, Peronosporomycetes, Peronosporales, Peronosporaceae. The record is from the annotation of a GenBank genome assembly.
AUGGUGCGCGUGGCGGUUGUCGGCUGCGCCCAUGGCCUGCUGGACGACAUCUACGCGACGAUCAACUUUGUCAAUGAGAUGGAUCCGGCGCGUCCCGUCGAGCUGCUGCUGUGCUGUGGGGACUUUGAGUGCAUGCGCAACCUGCGCGACCUCGAGACGUUGGCCUGUCCGCCCAAGUACCGCGCGCUGCACGCCUUCCACCGAUACUACACACAAGCGAAAACGGCGCCGGUGCUCACUGUCUUUGUCGGUGGCAACCACGAAGCGUCUGGGUAUCUACAGGAGCUGCUCUACGGCGGGUGGGUAGCUCCAAACAUGUUUUAUCUCGGGGCCUCCGGCGUCAUCAACGUCGCUGGACUGCGGAUCGCGGGGCUCUCGGGCAUCUACAAGCAGCAGCACUACACUGCCGGACGCUUCGAAGCGCCUCCGUUCGACCACAACACGAUGCGCAGUGUCUACCACGUCCGUGAGCUCGAGGUCUUCCAGCUUUCGCACUUGCAGCAGGUGGACAAGACGCCCGUGAACGUGUUCCUGUCGCAUGACUGGCCUCGCGGGAUCGAGCAGCACGGCAACGUGUCGCAGUUGCUGCGUCGCAAACCGUUUUUCAAGCAAGAGAUCAUGACGAAUACGCUGGGCAGUCCGGCUGGCGAGUACCUGAUGUACCAACUGCGUCCGCAGUACUGGUUUGCGGCACAUUUGCACGUCAAGUUUGCCGCCAUUGUCGUCCACCCGCGCCAAGCAAGAGGUGAGGUCGACGCAGAUGGCAGCAAAGCUGAUGAGACGACGAAGAUAGAGCCAGCCACGGCGCCUGCAUUGCCGCCAUCCGAGCCAGCCACGACCAAGUUUCUGGCGCUUGACAAGUGCCUCCCGCGUCGAGAAUUCAUGCAGAUCUUGGACCUGAUGCCGUCAGCACUACGAUCUGCACAUACGCGCGAGCUGAAGAAUGAUACCGAAGACGCAGACAUGAAGCAGGAUGCCAGUAACGCCGACGAAGGAACUGGGGCCAGUCGGACUGCUACGCGCUCGUCGCCGCCAAAAGUCAUGUUCGACUUGGAAUGGCUUGCUAUCCUGCGCGCGACACACCAUCUUGCUUCGGCCAACAAGUUUGCGCCGCGCGUGCCACAAGAGGAGAUGAAGAUCGAGGACAAGGAUAUUGCUUGGGUGAAGCAGCGCCUCGAUGACUUUGUGGCUGAAAAGAAGCUGGACAAAGUACAAGGCGAAUGGAUCACCGACUUCGUAAAGACCGCACCUGGCCACGGCGAGCUGCAAGAGGAAUCUGUACCCGUGACGGGCAAUCCUCAGACGGACCUUUUGUUGGAGCUGCUGAAGCUUCCGCAUGUUAUUACGUCGCCGUUUUCGGGCGGCGGCGCAGCUCUAGCGGCUGUCGAGGAUCCGAAUGAGAUCAGCCUGGAUGACGACGAUGACGGCGGUAACUUGGACGCGACGCCAGUGGACGUUGGAGAUAGUACCAGGCAGGACGAAGCACUCGUCGACCAAGCAGUAGUAGUGGCAGACAUUGUUGGGAUAGCAGCACGAGCGGACCCGUGCGAGAUCGACCUUGACGUGGAAUAA